Molecule: messenger RNA, 1668 nt
Organism: Lytechinus variegatus (green sea urchin)
Lineage: Eukaryota; Metazoa; Echinodermata; Echinoidea; Temnopleuroida; Toxopneustidae
Product: lysosome-associated membrane glycoprotein 2-like
Exons: 5
Coding region: 411-1298 (295 amino acids)
Cellular component (GO): membrane
Source: RefSeq, a predicted model, not a curated record
CGAGUAGCAAGCAAUAUGGACUAAACCUGUUAUUUGCAUCAUUGGACUUUGAUCAUUAGCGAACUCACAGUGGUGAAGUACAAUAAAAAUCCACCGCGUCGUACAAAUAAAUUGCAUUAUUUUUGUGCAUUGCUAUUUUCACAUGCUGUCGUUGGCACUUUGCGUUGUGAAACAUAAAAAUAUAAUUCAGAACAUUUGAAUUAUCCUUAGUUUGUGGUAUUGAAAUCGAAAGAAGCGCAACGUGAGCUGUUGAUUUGGUGAUAGGUCCAUGAUUUGGUGCAGUAUUAUCACUGCAGUGAAAUUAAGAGACAUUUACCUGUGCGGACAUCGUUCUUUCAGGAGACAAAUUAUAUACUGUUGCUUGAGGGCGGAUAUAGAAAACGUCGGUCGGAUAUUAUCUUGUCUCAACAAUGGCCUCUAAAACUUUGGUUUUUGUUAUCGCCUUGAUUGGUGUGAGUACAACACUGGUAUCAUGCGAGGAUACUGCGACAACCACACCGUCACCAUCACCUACAACACAUGAUCCAGCCACCACGGCACCAACCACGUCUCCCGAUAGUACAACGGGGAACCCGACCACUACUGUAAACUCGACAUCACAGCCUCAGCCGACGGCGACGACGAUGAACGACACAGAAGCCCCUCAGAGCAGCACCUCACCGACGGCCACCACAGUACCGCCGUCGACGCCGAAACCGACAACAGAGGCCCCUCCGGAGAUCGGGACGUGGACCGUUGCAGACAGCGCCAAGAACCUGACGUGUAUGAAGAUGACCUUCAAAGGAACCAUCACCAGGACGAAAAUGACUCCCAUUCUGAUCCCGAUCACGGCUGCUGCGGACUCCUCGACGUGCAGUGAUCAGCAAUCCAGCUUGGUUCUCCAGUUCAACGACGAAAACAUGACGAGCAUCGAAGUCGUUCUCAGCUUCGUCAUGCAAGACAAGAAGACAUCGUACCUGUGGUCAUCGUCGAUCACGUACAAUCAAACAAAAGAGGAACAGGUCCAGGUCCUGUUUGAGACCCCCGUUGGUCGAAGCUAUCAGUGCAAUAAACAGGUCGUUCCGCUCGGAGCAACAUACAGCCUCACUUUAGAAGACAUGCAACUCCAGCCGUUUGCUUCUUUUGCUAAUCAUGACUUUGGAAAAGCUUACUCAUGCGUGCCACCGCCGAGUGGACCUAACGCCGCGGUCAUUGUCGGGUUGGUUCUCGGAGGUAUCAUACUCAUUCUCCUGAUCGCCGUCAUCAGCUUAUGCAGGAAAAAGAAGGGACCGGGAAGAGGCUACAACAAUUUUUCAUAAAACCUUUAGAUUCAGGCAAUGUUUUUCGUUGACGAAUAACAAUUUUAAGAAUCCCGGUUGGUGCGUCGCAAAUCUCUUUGUAAAAUUACGCACGACUGUAUGCACGACUGGUGAUCCCAUAUUGCGCCAAAAGAUACAUCCCUAUGUUGCUGAUUUAGCACCUAAGAAAAUAUUCCAAUCAAAUGAAUUCAAUCAUGGUUUAUUUUGUAUAAAAAACAAUACAUGUUACAAAGCCAGAAGGCUGAAAUUAACAUGUUUACAAGAAAACGUUCACAAGUCAUGGAUAAAAGCAAACAAUUACAAUUUACAAUGUACAUAGAUAAUAAAUAAAUUUCAAAGAGCAAGUGUACAUGAAAUUCAUUAAAUAUAA